AUGACGGUUUCCGAGCGUGAAAUAUGCCUCACACCGACCAACGCGCUUGCUACUCCUCAGAAAUUCUACCCUACCAAGAUAUCCGUACCGCAUCAUCAGCUUCGACACUUCAUCAGCACGUCAGAGGGCAAUCUCAUCUACUACGUGACUGGUUACGAUGUCUUUGUCCUCGACCUCGAGACCCAUGAAAACUCCCUCCUAGCCACAGUUCCCUUCGAAGCAAGAUGUCUUGCAGCGGACCUUGGUUGGGUCUGUGUCGGCGGCGAGGUCAACGGAGACUGUGCAUUUAUCAAAGUGGAGAAGGACCAACAUGGGCAUCCGACCUGCUUCGGACAUGAAUUGAACGUCGACCUGUUAGGUGGAGAAAUAGUGAACUCGAUGAAUGUCUACAACAUGAUCAAUGAUGGCAAUGGGCCUGACGAACCCAUCGUGCUGAUUAGCAACAACGACAAGACCGUCAAGAUCUACUCACUUGCCCAACGGCAGAUCCUGACGACGUUAGUGCAUCCCGUACCCAUGAACUUCGCGGCCAUGUCGCCAGACUGUACAAUGAUUGCGGCAGUUGGAGAUUCGGACAAAGUGUACUUCUACAAGCGUCGCCUAGACGAAGACUUUGAUCUCAUCGACGGUUCAUCCAGCAAAUAUGCCAAGUACUACUGGCAAGUCCACGCCGAGCCAGUGGUACCUACGGGAGACCCUGUCUAUGAUGACUACAGCUUUGCCGUGGCGUUUUCGCCUUCGGGGCAUCUGUGUGCUGCUUCGUCGCAGGGUGGUUCCAUCAGCGUCUUCGACAUGCACCAGCUCGUCGAUUGCGACCAAGCUCCAGAGAAAUCCAUCCUGUGCACGUUCAGAUCCUCUCGACCAUCCCUGUGGGGUUGCGUAAGAGCAAUGGCCUUUUCUCCAGCCCCAUGGGAUAUUCUCGCCUGGGCUGAGGAUCAUGGAAGAAUAGGUUUAGCCGACGUGAGGAGAUAUUUUGUCAGACGGCAGACCCUGGAGCUGGAUCGGCAAAAGGUCGACACGGUGGAUUUAGACGAUGGAACACCUGUGGCAUACCGCAAUCUAGGAGUGAAGGAACGUCUGAAGCAACAACACCUUGCGCGACUUAGAGCGAUGCGAGCAUUGUCUCCGCGAGGUGGAGAUGAUGAAGUAGGCACUGAUGACCUGGCCACCGACACCAGCCGUCGAGCUGCCGGGCAAGAUCUUAUGAGCUACCAACAGGGCUUAGAUCUCGAUGCAGGAGAGAGAUCCGUGAUCGAAGCACUGGAGACAACGAUGGACAGCGUGUCCCACCUCACCACUCGCCCUUAUAGCAUAAACUAUACUUCUCCGCCGCGAACCAGGGACUCUAUACCAUCUGUCGAUCCUGUCAGAGAAUACGAAGUUCAAUGGUUGAGCCCAGGGGCACCACUUCCAUUUGCCCGUCAAACCCACCAGCCAAGAAGAAGGACAUCAGUCUUGAUGUCCGAGUCAACGUCAACCGAACGAAACACCAAUCAGGCUAGCUACCUUGAACCUGGUGAUGGCCAGAGAAGCAGAAUCUCAGCCUCUCCCGGUCGCAUUGAGGACGAAGGCGACACCGCCCGCGUUCCAGUCCACGAACUCGCUUCCGGGACUACCACUACAGGCAUCCCAGAUGCCCGGCGAGCAUCAAGCCGUAUCCCUAGAUCUGAUCCUUGGCAUGUUAUACAAACAGCCUUAGAAUCAGCACGGGAAUCGGAUAAUAGCAACCGGGUCAACCUUAUGUAUAUCGACACCGUGUUGGAAGCUGAAAGGCAACUUGGGGUCCAGAUCGAGCGUCUCUUGGCCGACGAACAACAUCUGUCCACACUUCUCCGAAGGCAGCUCGAGACUCAACAACGACUCAUCAAUGAAAAUCCAAGCCAGUUAGAUCACUUGAGAGCAGGCGCAAGGGAAUGGAGUGCUCGUGCUGAAGCCACUCUCGAGCGCGUCCUGCAACGACAGCUGGUGAAUGAACAACGCUUCGCACAGCAACGGUCUGUGGAGCUCCGGGCCGAGUUGAUGACCGGAACAGACUACUUGAGGAGGCUGGAAGAGGAGCGAGCACGGCUGUUGCGCAGAGAUGCCGCAGCAACAGCAUCCACAUCGAACUCAACCACCACAGGUGCAGACUCGACUUCCGCCCAAGAACCCGCUCAUCCUACUGGGAAUUCCCGCUUCGACACACUCUCUCACAUCUUAACCGACUAUAGAGAGUCCAGCCGACAGCGGCUCGCCCAUAUUGAGGACAUAGAAGGGCAAGUCCGUCGUGCCGAAACACGAGUGGCGCAGGCAACGUCAGACAUCGAAGCGCUAGAGACUGUCAUAUCUCUUCGAAGCACACGCGGCGGCGAAGUCGGUGGCAGGAGACGCAACGACGAUGAGGCUCGGCAGGAUGGGAUCUCAGCGGCUUCAAUUGGAGCAAACGGUCCAACCAUCAGACCUGGCGCGACCCAGUCAGAGAGUGCUCGCGCCACCACUCGUCGUCUUCCGGUGCCGACGAACCGGCCUCACCUAAUAUCUAUUGAUCGCCCGUCCGAAACUGCAGGCCGAGUUCCGGAAACGGACAGGCGGCUCGCACGCAUGGUGUGGCUGUCUGGGAUGUCUGGAAAUCGUACUCUUGAUGGAAACGGAAACUGGAUGCCCGGAGGUCUCCAUCGAGUCCUGGCAGGCGCAUCAUCUUUAGCGUCCUUGAACGGAGGCACGACUGCAGCGGGACCUUCAGCGGCAACAGCUACGGAUGCUCUUAUGGAAAUGGGACCUGGGACUGCCGGAAUUGGCUUCAGUCCUGAUGGUCAAUACCUGUGA
Messenger RNA from Capronia epimyces CBS 606.96, 2805 nucleotides. RefSeq lists its product as uncharacterized. The record is from RefSeq and is a predicted model, not a curated record. The coding region runs from base 1 to 2805 and encodes 934 amino acids. Gene Ontology annotation, molecular function: protein binding. The transcript has a single exon. Lineage: Eukaryota; Fungi; Ascomycota; Eurotiomycetes; Chaetothyriales; Herpotrichiellaceae.